This is a messenger RNA of Fukomys damarensis (Damara mole-rat), 2580 nucleotides long. It is a transcript of the gene Slc71a1, whose product is annotated as major facilitator superfamily domain containing 14A. The record is from RefSeq and is a predicted model, not a curated record. Gene Ontology annotation, cellular component: membrane. Lineage: Eukaryota; Metazoa; Chordata; Mammalia; Rodentia; Bathyergidae. The coding region runs from base 50 to 1522 and encodes 490 amino acids. The transcript is spliced from 12 exons. Gene Ontology annotation, biological process: transmembrane transport. Gene Ontology annotation, molecular function: transmembrane transporter activity.
GGCCGCCCCCGGAGUGGCUGCAGCAGCGCCAGGAGUCGAGGAUGGUAAAAUGACCCAGGGGAAGAAGAAGAAACGGGCCGCGAACCGCAGUAUCAUGCUGGCCAAGAAGAUCAUCAUUAAGGACGGAGGCACGCCUCAAGGAAUAGGUUCUCCUAGUGUUUAUCAUGCGGUUAUCGUCAUCUUUUUGGAGUUUUUUGCUUGGGGACUAUUGACAGCACCCACCUUGGUGGUAUUACAUGAAACCUUCCCAAAACAUACAUUUCUGAUGAAUGGAUUAAUUCAAGGAGUAAAGGGUUUGUUGUCAUUCCUCAGUGCCCCACUUAUUGGUGCUCUUUCUGAUGUUUGGGGCCGAAAAUCCUUCUUGCUGCUAACAGUAUUUUUCACAUGUGCCCCAAUUCCUUUAAUGAAGAUCAGCCCAUGGUGGUACUUUGCUGUUAUCUCUGUUUCUGGGGUUUUUGCAGUUACUUUCUCUGUGGUAUUUGCGUAUGUAGCAGAUAUAACUCAAGAGCAUGAAAGAAGUAUGGCUUAUGGAUUGGUUUCAGCAACAUUUGCUGCAAGUCUAGUCACCAGCCCUGCGAUUGGGGCUUACCUCGGACGAGUGUAUGGAGACAGCUUAGUGGUGGUCCUAGCUACAGCCAUAGCUUUGCUAGAUAUUUGUUUUAUUCUUGUUGCUGUGCCUGAGUCAUUGCCUGAAAAGAUGCGACCAGCAUCGUGGGGAGCGCCCAUUUCCUGGGAACAAGCUGACCCUUUUGCAUCCUUAAAAAAAGUGGGCCAAGAUUCGAUAGUACUGCUCAUCUGCAUUACGGUGUUUCUCUCCUACGUACCAGAAGCAGGCCAAUAUUCCAGCUUUUUUUUAUACCUCAGACAGAUCAUGAAAUUUUCACCAGAAAGUGUCGCAGCGUUCAUAGCAGUCCUUGGCGUUCUUUCCAUUAUUGCACAGACCAUAGUCCUGAGUUUUCUUAUGAGGUCAAUUGGAAAUAAGAACACCAUUUUAUUGGGUUUGGGAUUUCAAAUAUUACAGCUGGCAUGGUAUGGAUUUGGUUCAGAACCUUGGAUGAUGUGGGCUGCUGGGGCCGUAGCAGCCAUGUCUAGCAUUACCUUUCCAGCUGUUAGUGCACUGGUUUCACGAACGGCUGAUGCUGACCAACAGGGUGUUGUUCAAGGAAUGAUAACAGGAAUUCGAGGAUUGUGCAAUGGCUUGGGGCCAGCCCUUUAUGGAUUCAUUUUCUACAUAUUCCACGUGGAACUUAAAGAACUGCCAAUAACAGGAACAGACUUGGGGACAAACACAAGCCCUCAGCACCAUUUUGAACAGAAUUCCAUCAUCCCCGGGCCUCCCUUCCUUUUUGGAGCCUGCUCGGUACUGCUGGCUCUGCUUGUCGCCUUGUUUAUUCCGGAACAUACCAAUUUAAGCUUACGGUCCAGCAGUUGGAGAAAGCACUGUGGCAGUCACAGCCAUCCACAUGGUACACAAGCGCCGGGAGAGGCCAAAGAACCUUUACUCCAGGAUACAAAUGUGUGAUGACUGAAAUCAGGAAGAUGUUUCUGUCAGCACCCAGGUCUUAGUUUUCACUUGUAGUUCUGGAUGUACACUCCAUUCCCAUCUGCAGGUACUUUAAGAUUAUCUCAAGAAAUGUAUUUGCGUGAACUCCGUGGGAACUAAAGAAAGAACCGGACAGUUUUCCAAAGAUAUUACAGUUUCUUUUGAAAAGAAACCUUUUGUUUAUUAGCACCAGUUUCUUGCCACUAAACUGUUUUAUUACACAUCCUUUAAUUAAAAACUGUAUAUGUAACUUCCUAGAUAUUAGCAUAUAUUUCUCUGCUACCAUUUCCUUAUGGUGUUGAGCUUUAACUCUAUGCUCUCAGUGAGACUGAAUAGGUAUUAGGAUUGUGGACCUGUUCAUUUUUAACAUUGUAAAAUCCCGAGUCCGAUUUUUAAUAUUGUAAAAUCUUGGGUUAAAUAAUUCAAAGCCUUAAUGCAGAUGCACUAAAAUAAAUGGUAAAUGAAUUGUUUGCAUUAAAAAAAAAUUAAGAAAAUUGUACUAAAUCUGAAUCAUGCUUCAAGCUUGUUUGCAGUAAUUUUAUUUUACAAAUCUGUUUUUGAAGUGAGAAAAUAUCAGCCAUUUAGAGUUUAAAUUAGGAUGGUGAGAGCCUGUAAAUAAAUGCAGGCUCAAAUUUGUUUCCGAGUCACUACUGUAUACCACUGUCUUUUUGUUUGCGUAAUCAUCAGAACCUCAACACUUGAAUACAUAAUCUAAAAAUUAUAUUAGUAAAGCUGGUAGCCUUGAAAAUAUCAAUGGGAUAUCUAUAUGUAGAUAAAUAUAUAUAGUGGCCUUUCAGGACUGUCACAGUAACACUUUAUUUACAGAGCUAAUGUUUAUCCUAAAUUUUCAGGACCCUAGGAGAGCUUUAUACAAUUACUGAUGUGAAUUUCUCUAAAGUGUAUAUUUUUGUGUCCAGUUAUAUUAUUUAAAAAAAAGUGUUACUUUGUAAAAAAUGUACAUAAAGUUUAUUGUAUAGUUUACACUGUUUUCAUCUUGUGUGUGGUUAUUGCCUAAUGCUUUUUAAACUUGCAACACU